AUGGGCCAGCGCCGCCAAAAGCGCCACCACCUUGCCACCAAUUCACUGUCUCCGCCGCCCCCCGGAAAUCCUCCGCCGCCGCCGCCGCCGCCGNCCUCCAAUUGCCUCUCCAUGGUCCGCGCCCUCCUCCUCUCCUCCGCCUCCACCUCCACCUCCUCCUCCUCCGACACCACCACCACCCGCGACUCCACCGCUUCCCGCUCCGACUGCUGCUCCUCCUCCGGCCGCCCCAGCUCCGCCGCCGACGACCUAGAACUCAAGCUCCUCACCGCAGGCCCCAGAUCCAAGCCUUCGUCCACGACGUCCAAGUACUUCUCCCUCCCCAAGCUCUUCCGGAAAGAUCAUAAGCGGCACGCGCCGCCGCCGCCGCACUCCGUUGGAUCCGCAGCCGUGAAGCGCGUGAGCUCAGGUGCGAAGGAAAUGAUACGCAGGUACCUGAAGAAAGUGAAACCCCUGUACGAGAAGCUCUCACAAAAACAGAAAUCCUCUCCUCCGCCGCCGGCGGCGGCGGCGGCAUCAAGAAUCACGGCGGCGGAUGAUAAUAAGGAAAGAUGCGGGCAGGCCAGCAUCUUACAAUCUUUUUCCGGGAAUCUUAGGUUGUACCCUGUUAGAGCUCGAAGCUACGUGUCGAGCUGCCCGUCGUCAAUGGGGUCUUCGCCCAGCCACGCCAAAAGCGGGUUUGGGUACGGAUUCGGGUGCUCCAGACCGGGUCGGUUCGGAAUGUACAACACGGAAGCUUCGUCUAUGGAGGAGCUGCAGAGCUCGAUUCAGGGUGCGAUUGCCCAUUGCAAGAACUCCAUGCUUCUCAAUAAUAAGGUUAUGGUCAGUAAUGAAGUUUGA
This is a messenger RNA of Striga asiatica, 840 nucleotides long. The record is from the annotation of a GenBank genome assembly. Lineage: Eukaryota; Viridiplantae; Streptophyta; Magnoliopsida; Lamiales; Orobanchaceae.